Messenger RNA from Sphaeroforma arctica JP610, 1451 nucleotides. RefSeq lists its product as hypothetical. Bases 393 to 800 code for a protein of 135 amino acids. Lineage: Eukaryota; Ichthyosporea; Ichthyophonida. The transcript has a single exon. Gene Ontology annotation, molecular function: nuclease activity. The record is from RefSeq and is a predicted model, not a curated record.
AAAAUAUAUCCGCUUUAACUUGCACGAUGGGUGUCACCGGAUUACUACCUGACGUGACUAUUAACGGAUUAAGUAUAAUACAGCAAAAAGCAAAGAGAAAGAGCAUUGAAGUGCUCACUAGGUUCACAAUAAAUAAAAAGUGUCUAGUGGAUGCUUCUGCACUAGUUCAUCUUGCGAUAGACCAUUGCACACAUCACAAUUAUAUGAAUGUAUUGGAAUUGGCAAGAUGUAUACAUGUUCACAAAAAUGGUGGUGCUACUGACGCUGUGGAGAAGCAAAUAGAAAGUACCUUCCGCUUGUUUGGAGAGACUUGUAGAAGUCUCUCGUGAGAGCCGAAUUUUGUCUUCAAUGGCAAUAUUCCUCCUGCGAAGCAGAAUGAGCAUGCAUAGCGUAUGAAGGAUGCUGCCUCUGCAUUUAUAAAGUGGCAAGCUCUCGACGAGAACGGAGAAGGCGCGAGCAAGGUCGGUGUGAAGUAUUUAGCAGCGGCAGCCACGAGUACGUGGGAUCACACGCGUACAGAAAAUGACUGUUGGUUGACUAUGAGCUGCCCUUACGUUGUUACUUCAUAUGAGGCAGAUUCACAGCUGGCUUACUUAUGCAGGAAACAGCCGAGCUGCUCCAUUGUUGCGAUGAGCGAUAACGAUCUCUUACUUUAUGAAGGGGUAAGUGUUUGCUUUGAUUUCACGAAAGAAGCGGCUAGAAAAACACCAACAACAUUUGCAGUGGGAAUAGUUGCACAACAACAUGUGCACGCAUAUUUUAGUGACGUGGGUUUAAAUUAUGCAUCUUUUAUGGCUUGAUGCAUUGUAAGAGGCUGUGACUACACCAGACAUUUACACGUAAAAGGUGCACCACUUAGUGGAUUUUGCAUUCAAGCGUUUACUGAUGCAAUUACAGACGACGAUCAUCAUGGGCCUCUAGCACUUUACACUUCCGUACAACGAUUGAUAGAACAUGGAUUAACCAUGGUCAAGAACCCACUCGUGUAUAACAAAUGCAAGUCUGCAUUUACAUCGGCUGUACUUGCAUACUUUCACAGUUGGGUAUUUGAUAGUGAAGAAACGAAAUGCAUUGCUCUAACAGGUGAUAAUAGCGUAGCCGAAGACAAUGUCGAAUAUCUGGGUAAGAGAAUAGAUAAAACGAUAGUUGUGACUGCAUAUGCUCGCGGUGAAUACAAUCCUUUCGUGGGUGAAAGCUGUGCAAUAGAAGCAAAGGGUGUAUGACCACGACCUGCUAUAUUUCAGCAUAUAUAGACAGUAAUCAGUCGAAAAGAAUGGAGCAAGCUACCACAUAUUUCUCCUGAUAGUAUGCUCGAAUUUUUGGUCGAGCUGCGUAUUUGAAGGGAAGAAAUCGUAACGCAUCACACAUAUCAACAGCAAACACACAAAACGAGCCUUCUGUCGUAGCUGUAGCACUUUGGAACUCUACAUACAAAUGUAUGACUAUUUCAG